CAUUCAUAGCGUUUUGAUUGAGCCCAAUAAGAGUUGUGUAGGGUGUGGCAUCAAUUUUCGUAUGGUGAAUUAUCGAUAAGGGCACGAAGGGAAUUGAAUUGUGCCCGUAACUUUUGCUUGCCUAGAGAUCAGUUAAGGAAACGCCGAGGUCUGGGCCUCACGAUAGAGCCACCUCCGCGAAACUGCAUGACGGACAGUGUGUUUGCUUCUAUCAAGUGCUAAACUUCCAAAAACAACGAUGGACGAUCUCAUAACGCUGAUACGCACAGAAAUUCCCGAGGGGCGCAAAAACCUCCAGGAAAGCUUCUCCAACCUCGAGCGGGUGGCCGAGUAUUGUGAGGACACAUAUUAUCGGUCCGACAACAAAAAGGCUUCGCUGGAGGAGACAAAAAACUAUACAACGCAGUCGCUGGCCAGCGUUGCCUACCAAAUCAACACGCUCGCGUACAAUUUUCUACAGCUGAUGGAUCUGCAGGCGACGCAGAUGGCCGAGAUGGAGUCGCAAAUGAAUCACAUCUCGCAGACGGUGAUGAUCCACAAGGAGAAGGUGGCGCGUCGUGAGAUCGGCGUGCUGACUGCGAACAAGGUCAGCUCGAGACAAUACAAAAUCGUUGCACCACUUAACCCGGAGAAGCCUAUCAAGUAUGUGCGCAAGCCGAUCGAUUAUACAUUGCUGGAUGACGUUGGUCACGGUAUUGCGUUGACCAACAACAACCAGAAAAAGCAUCGUGUCUCCAGCCAGGGCUCGAUUCAGGCUGCUCUCACGGCUAACGUUUCGGUCGGUCCGCCACCUACAACUAAGCCACCAACACCGCCUCAAAUGACGCGUAAUACAGGCCACACUGGAACCCUUAGCAAGCCAGUCAGCAACACUGGUACACUGGGGAAGGCAUCUCGCGAAUAUCGCACCCCACCAGUGGUUGUCCCGCCGCAGGUGCCGUCGCACUACGCACCCAACUAUCCGGUCGGUCAUCCACGACGUACGUCGGGCGGCGGUGGUCCGGCUGGUACCGAGCGUGGCCCAGGCUAUAGCGCGUUGCCAUUGCCGAUGCCUCCGAGCCAGGUGGUGAUGCAUCAUCCGCCACAGAUUGGCAUGGUGCACCCGAUGCAAUCUGGACCUAUCACACAGCACCAAUCAACAUUCGAGGAACGCAACAGUAUGCCACCGCCACCGUCGCCUCUUACUGUUACGCAUGAGCUGCAAGAUCACAGCCACAUCGGGAUGCACACACUCAGUCGGAACAUGCCGCGUCCUGGCUCGCAAUCACCCCCGCUACCACCGCCUCCUCCACCUGAAGAAUCGGAUCAUGCGGACUUCGGACGUCCACGCAAUACGCAGAGCAGCCUGGUCGCACAGAUAGUUCCGGACGACCAGAACUUACCCGGCUGGGUACCGAAGAACUAUAUCGAGAAGGUGGUUGCUAUCUACGACUACUACGCCGACAAGGACGAUGAGCUCAGCUUCCAGGAGAGUUCGGUGCUUUAUGUGCUGAAGAAAAACGACGAUGGGUGGUGGGAAGGAGUGAUGGAUGGCGUUACUGGGCUGUUCCCUGGUAACUACGUCGAACCGUGUGUCUAGGUCGAUAUUUGUACGAAUUUCUCAUCGUAUCAGAGUGGAACUCCAACCAGAGUGUCCGUAGUAAAUCUGCGGAAUCCUGUUUUUUCCGGUUUUCCUCAUACGUAUAUUUAUAACGAUUUUGCAUACCAACAGUUGUAUUUUAUUCCAUCUUGCACUACUAAUACUAUUCGAUUAAGAUAGCAAUGCGAUAUAGCUAUAAAUUGUAAAUAACAGCAAAAAAUAGUGUAAUGAAAUGUAGUCUA
Anopheles bellator is the source of this 1821-nucleotide messenger RNA. RefSeq names its product abl interactor 1 (gene Abi). Lineage: Eukaryota; Metazoa; Arthropoda; Insecta; Diptera; Culicidae. The transcript is spliced from 3 exons. Gene Ontology annotation, molecular function: SH3 domain binding. The coding region runs from base 239 to 1579 and encodes 446 amino acids. The record is from RefSeq and is a predicted model, not a curated record.